AUGGAUGUCCAGCCUCCAGAGGAAGCCUUCUGUGACCUGGACACACAUCGGGGUUUCACGGUGGUCCAGCUCAGUGUGAUGCCGUCCUUCUUCCUGGCGGUGCUGCUCCUCGGGCUCCCCCUCAACCUGCUCUCCCUCUGGGUCUUCUUCCACCGCCUGCGGCGCUGGACGCGCAGCACCGUGUUCCUCUUCAACCUGACCCUGGCGGACACCUCCUGGCUGCUGGCCCUGCCUCUCCUCGUCCACUACCACCUGGGCCGGCUGCACUGGAGGAUGGGGCUGCCGCUGUGCACAGCGGUCAGGAUGCUCUACCACAACUACUUCUACCUCAGCAUCUUCUUCGUCACCUGCGUCAGUGUGGACCGGUACCUGGCCAUCGUGCACCCGCUGCGCUCCCUGGUGCUGCUGGGCCGGAGGAAGACUUGCCUGCUGUGCGUGGCCGUCUGGGCGGCCGCCCUGGCCCUCAGCAUACCGGUGGCCAGGAUGACUCUAAUCCAGACUUGCCCCGAGAGCAACCGCACUGUGUGCACCCUGUACAUCCUGCUGAGUGACACGAGGGAGAGCCUCCCCUACUCCUUAGUCUGUUCUCUGCUCGGCUUUCUCUUCCCGCUGCUGUUCAUCUGUUACUGCGGCCUGCGCAGUGUCCGAGAGCUGCGCCGCCGGCCCGUCCGGCCCGACCCUCACAACAGGCAGCGGCGGCUCCGCCGGGUGCUGAGCGCAGCGCUGGUCCUCUUCGCCUUGUUCUACUUGCCCUACCACUUGAGCCGCAACGCGGCCAUCGUGAUGCGGGCGGUCUACCCCGACGACCCCGCCUCCUGGCGAGCCCCGGACCUCGCCUUUGCCCUGGAGAUGUGCUUCUGCAGCAUCAUCACGUGCGUCAACCCUCUGUUCAGCUGCUUCAUAGGCCGCCAGUUCAGAGGAGAGAUCCAGGGCACGUUGACCGUCGUGUUCUCCCAGUGUCCGGGCACACAGGUGGCCUCUCUGAUGUCCAAGAGGACCCGGAUGACGGUGAGGCGAAGGCACAACAUGUCUACCGUCACACCUGUGUGCGCACUGCCCGCACCUGGAUCCCAAUGAACUGUGGAAAUGUGCAUAAAUGAUCUACCUUGUGAAAUACGUUUGCAUCAUGAUAUUAUGUAGGGCUAUAUAAGGGCUUUGUGUGUUCUUAGUUCAAUCACAAGGUUUUUUUUUUUGUUAUAGUGGAAUCAAAUUUAACAUUGUAAAUAGGCCAAAUGAUGUCCAGUCGGCACCUAACGUGGUUCCAACCAAAACACGCCCACUGUCGUAUGAAGAACCCCCAGCUGAACAGCUGCACAGACGUUGCUCGGGACCGUUGCUACGUUACACAAAUCAUCUGGGCGAUGAUUCCUCUAAAGUGGGAAUAAUACAAGCUUCCAGUUUGGUUUAUCUCCGGCACACAUCGGCUUGGCAUUGAGGCCAUUAGGUUUGGCCAGCAACGUUGAAUGAGAGUCGUGAAAACGGAAGUCCAAAAUGUUUGCACGUCACGUGUCUCAUGUAGACUUUCGAUAGUUCCCGGAAGUUCUUGGCGCGCAAUUCGAAUCCAUUAUUCAGAGCGGCAGAAACGCGAUUUUCGGUAAUUAGUAGGCUAUAAAUGUAUCGAUUUACAAUGAAGCAGAACGACAUGCCUGUGUAGUUACUCUGUGUAGCUAGUCAAUACGUUUUCUUAAAUCAUAUAUAAAUCAUAAAUCAUAAUCCACUAACAUAAUUUAAUGCGCAUUUAGAUUUGAUUCAG
Molecule: messenger RNA, 1753 nt
Organism: Scophthalmus maximus (turbot)
Lineage: Eukaryota; Metazoa; Chordata; Actinopteri; Pleuronectiformes; Scophthalmidae
Product: P2Y purinoceptor 3-like
Exons: 1
Coding region: 1-1077 (358 amino acids)
Biological process (GO): G protein-coupled receptor signaling pathway
Cellular component (GO): plasma membrane
Molecular function (GO): G protein-coupled receptor activity
Source: RefSeq, a predicted model, not a curated record